Aspergillus steynii IBT 23096 is the source of this 1170-nucleotide messenger RNA. RefSeq lists its product as uncharacterized. The coding region runs from base 1 to 1170 and encodes 389 amino acids. The record is from RefSeq and is a predicted model, not a curated record. Gene Ontology annotation, biological process: lipid catabolic process. NCBI's taxonomy places the organism in Eukaryota, Fungi, Ascomycota, Eurotiomycetes, Eurotiales, Aspergillaceae. The transcript has a single exon. Gene Ontology annotation, molecular function: triacylglycerol lipase activity.
AUGCAAUUGUUGGCUCUAGCAGUCGCUCUCUUGGCUAUGACUGUCUCGGCUAAAACGCCUGGUCAAGCGUCCAAUUUCAACCUGUCUACCGCCGUGUAUGAAAAGCACGGUUGCGGAACCGCCUGUCAAGCCAAUCUGAUGAAGGCUAGCGCCGAAGACCUGAAGGUUUUCGACACCCCAUUCGACUUUGACUUCUACGAUACGGCCAGCAACUUCUCAUCCUCCGCCCCUGGAAGCCUUCUGAAGCUCAAGCCUCUGAACGGGACGGCUCUCGACAUUCCCGGGGGCGUUUCAGUCUACAAGAUCCAAUACACCUCCCAAGACAUCGACGGAAGCCCAGUCCCAGCCACAGGGUUCAUUGCGAUGCCCUUCGUUCGCCGCCAGAGGGACCCUUUCAAGCUGGUCGCUGCCGCCCGCAAGGCCUUCCCGCACGAUCUGACCCAUAAAUGGGUGUCCAUGGGCCACUCCCAGGGCGGUGGCGCCGUCUACAAGUUGUCCGAGCACAAGUUAGUUCAGGAUGAUUCUAGCGGUUACCUGGGCGGUGUUUCGCUGGCCCCAGUUGUCAAGCUCUACGAUUCUAUGAUUUAUAAUACUCUUUCUUUCGGGGAUGCCUCCUCCGAGGAAAUGGAAGAUUACAAAGUUUUCGGCGUUCUCGGCUCGAUCGCGUUCGGUCUUCAGGCUCUCUUUCCCAACUACACCGCGCCGUUCAUAGCUCCGCCUAUGCGCCAGAGACUCGAGCUAGCCCAGAUGGCUCAGUACUGUGAUGUGGCGCUCUCUGAGACUGUGACUGGUUUAUCCUUUGAUGAUCUCAUCGGAAAUAUCACCGCGACCGACGUUGCGGCUCUCCAGAAGUUCCAGAAAAUCAACAGCCCUGCACAGGGAGACAAGGCGUCGAAGCCACUGCUGCUGAUCCAGCGUGAGAAGGAUACCAUUGUGUUCAAGUCAUUGAUUGAUGAUGCGUACAAGGACAGUUGCGAUGCUGGGAACCGCGUUCGCCUUAGUGUCUAUCCCGGACUGGAUCAUUCUGCGGCUGUCGGAGCGUCUGCUCCGGAAUGGCUGUCAUUUAUCGGGGGACUAUUUUCUUCGACGAUCAAUAUGACUCAUUGUGUGAACUCGACGAUUACGCCAUUCGAUCAGGAGCAUGCGGCAUCUCCUCCUGAUGAUGUUUAG